GAAAGAGGCCAUUCGCUUCGUCCCCUCCUCCCCUUCUCUAACUCAAAAUUUUCCCGCAGCGCAAGAAACAAUCCCAUCUUUCCCGUCUCCGCCGCUUCCUUCGUCGGAUCUCCGUUGCUCGAUUCCCCGCUGCUGGCCAGGAUCCCGGCGCCGCCCGCCGCCAUCUAUCCCCCACCCUUUCCGGCGAUUCCUAACUGUGACGGGAUCAAUUUGAGGGUGCUUUAAUUCUCCGGAAUCUUUGCCGGAAAAGGAGAGUUUGGUUGUUUCCCUCGGGAGUGGAAACUCGUGAGAAAUUUUCUGGUAUGUGGGAUUGGUUUUUGGUUUUUGAAUCUCGGAUUUGACGGCUCCGAUGGAGCAAGGCAUUCGACCUCCUGCAACGGCGCCGCCCGAUUUCCCACCGAAGAAGCUCGUCCGGCAGCUUGAUUUCACGACGGCGUAUGGUGGAGCUUCUCCCGCGGUGGCGGCGGCAGCAGCAGCGGUGUCGAAGGCCCUUGAGAAGCCGUCACAGCAGCAGCAGCAGCAACCGCAGUCGCUGCCGCCAUCACCACUGCCCAUCUCGCGCCCUUCGUUUCCGAUAGCUGUGAAGCCAGAGUCUCCCAAAUCACGACCACGGCCAUUAUAUGAAGCAAAAGAUGGUACCCCUACAAGAAAGAAGAACUGCAACUGCAAACACUCAAAAUGUUUGAAGCUGUACUGUGAGUGUUUUGCAUCUGGGGUGUACUGUGAUGGGUGCAAUUGUACAAACUGUUGCAACAAUGUUGAGAAUGAAAGUGCCAGGCAUGAGGCUGUUGAAGCUACUCUAGAACGCAACCCCAAUGCUUUUAGGCCUAAGAUUGGCAGCAGUCCGCACGCAGUCCGAGAUAGUAGGGAGGAGAUAGGUGACCUCCUAUUGGUGGGGAAACACAACAAAGGAUGCCAUUGCAAGAAGUCAGGUUGCCUGAAGAAGUAUUGUGAAUGCUUCCAAGCCAACAUUCUCUGUUCUGAAAAUUGCAAAUGUAUGGACUGCAAGAACUAUGAAGGGAGUGAAGAGAGGAGAGCUCUUUUCCAUGGUGACCAUGGAAAUGCCCUGUACAUGCAGCAAGCUGCCAAUGCUGCCUUGAAUGGGGCUAUAGGACCCUCUGGAUUUAUUUCUCCUUCAGCAUCAAGGAAGAGGAAAAACCAGGAGCUUCUUUUCAGCACAUCAGCAAAGGAUCAGCACAAUCACAGGCUGGGACAGUUCCAACAGGUUAGUCAUCUCAAGACUUCGGUACCUGCUACUUCUUUUCCUUCCAUUCCCGCAGCCCGUUCUAUCAACCCCGUUCCAUUAGGAUCUUCUAAAGUCACUUACAGGUCUCUUUUAGCAGAUAUUGUCCACCCUGAGGAUGCGAAGGAGCUGUGCACGCUUUUGGUGGUAGUAUCAGGAGAGACUGCCAAAACAUUUGCCGAUAGAAGAUCUCAGGAGAAGCUUGGAGAGAGGGAAGAUCAAACAGAAAGCUCCCUUGCCUCAUCAAACCAUGACAGAGACGAGCAUCACAAAGAGCCAGAUGCACAGCAAACAUCAGCUGAUGAAUGUUCAAGUGGAACUCAUGUAGACAAAACAAGCAUUGAAGAAUCUGUGUCUGACUGUGCUGAUGGCCAGAAAGGGAGCAGGCCUAUGUCUCCUGGAACACUAGCACUGAUGUGUGAUGAGCAAGACACAAUGUUUGAGGCAUCUCUAAAUGCUGGUAUGCCUCCAAGGUUUCCCUACAACCAGAAUAUGUCAGAGGUCUAUGCAGAGCAGGAGAGAUGUGUGUUGACAGAGUUUCGAGACUGUCUCCAUAGGCUUGUCAACUAUGGAAGAAUAAAAGAAGCAAAGUACUCAUCAAUGGCCGUGCAAUCCGAACCUUCCUCUCAUCGGGAGUUGGCCAUUAAUGGUGUUGCUAGAGCCCCCCUAUCGAGUUCUGUCGAGAUGUCUCAUACUCUCCAAGCCUUCUCAGCUAAUUCCAAUAAGCACACGCCUGUUGGGCGAUCAAACACAGGGAAUGGAGACAUAAAGCCUAAGAUUGAAAAUUUGGAGAUGUAGAAAGAUAAGAAUAAAAAAUAUAGCAAUUUCCAAAGCACAUUGCUACAUCUUUAUGUAAUAUUCUGAUGGUGUGGGGAUGCCUUUGGAAGGUUAUACCAGAACUCGAUCGAUGAUUUAGAAUUGAUCAAGUCCGGUAGCUCAUUUUUUUUUCAGAACAAAUUCAUCAAUGUAAUUUACACACAGUUUAUUCAGCUUGAGAGUGUUUGUGUCGCAUAUGGAAUGACUGUUAAUCACUGCAUAUUUAUUUUUACUC
Messenger RNA from Elaeis guineensis (African oil palm), 2294 nucleotides. Its product is annotated as protein tesmin/TSO1-like CXC 5. Gene Ontology annotation, cellular component: nucleus. The record is from RefSeq and is a predicted model, not a curated record. Gene Ontology annotation, biological process: regulation of DNA-templated transcription. NCBI's taxonomy places the organism in Eukaryota, Viridiplantae, Streptophyta, Magnoliopsida, Arecales, Arecaceae.